Molecule: messenger RNA, 4837 nt
Organism: Calidris pugnax (ruff)
Lineage: Eukaryota; Metazoa; Chordata; Aves; Charadriiformes; Scolopacidae
Gene: SLC35F5
Product: solute carrier family 35 member F5
Exons: 17
Coding region: 176-1618 (480 amino acids)
Biological process (GO): regulation of peptide transport
Cellular component (GO): membrane
Source: RefSeq, a predicted model, not a curated record
CCUUCGCAGCCUCAGAAGAUCUUCAUGUAACUGACUGAAAAAUGGUUCUGCAAGAUGACAGCACCAAACCUAACACAGUUAAAAUGGAGACUGUCUUCACUUUGACAUGAUGUGUGAAGUUUGUUAGCAUUUUUUGUUUGUUUUUUUUUUUACAGUUACAGUGUGAAGGUUACAAAUGGUGUGGGUUUUUAUCAUGAAUCGAAUGAGCUCCCAGAGCAGUUCAUACACUCAGCGCAGGCGAAUGGCUCUAGGAAUUGUCAUUCUUCUCCUCGUUGAUGUGAUAUGGGUUGCCUCUUCAGAACUCACUUCUUAUGUUUUUACAAAGUACAACAAACCUUUUUUCAGUACAUUUGCAAAAACAUCCAUGUUUGUUCUAUACCUCUUGGGAUUUAUUGUUUGGAAACCAUGGAGGCAACAGUGUACUCGUGGGUUUCGUGGAAGGCAUGCAGCUUUUUUUGCAGACGCUGAAGGUUAUUUUGCUGCUUGUACAACAGAUAACACUGUAAACAGUUCUCUGAGUGAACCUUUAUAUGUUCCUGUAAAGUUUCAUGAUUUGCCAACUGAAAAAAAUGGCAGUAAUAAUAGUGAUGCAGAGACAACUCCCAAAAAGCCACGUGUAAGGUUCAGUAAUAUUAUGGAGAUUCGACAACUCCCAUCGAGCCAUGCAUUGGAAGCCAAGUUGUCUCGUAUGUCAUAUCCAACAGUUAAGGAGCAGGAAUCAAUAUUAAAAACUGUAGGAAAACUCACUGCGACUCAAGUAGCAAAAAUUAGCUUUUUCUUUUGCUUUGUGUGGUUCUUGGCAAAUUUCUCUUAUCAAGAAGCUCUGUCGGAUACACAAGUUGCCAUAGUUAAUAUCUUGUCUUCAACCUCUGGACUUUUUACUUUAAUCUUAGCUGCAGUCUUUCCCAGUAACAGUGGAGAUAGGUUCACCCUGUCCAAAUUAUUAGCUGUUAUUUUAAGCAUUGGUGGUGUGGUACUUGUUAACCUUUCUGGAUCUGAGAAAUCUGCUGGAAAAGAUACAAUAGGUUCCAUUUGGUCUCUAGUAGGAGCCAUGCUGUACGCUGUGUACAUAGUAAUGAUCAAAAGGAAAGUAGAUAGAGAAGAUAAACUUGACAUACCAAUGUUCUUUGGUUUUGUAGGGCUGUUUAACCUGUUGCUGCUGUGGCCGGGGUUUUUCCUGCUUCACUAUACUGGGUUUGAAGCGUUUGAGUUUCCCAAUAAACUGAUAUGGAUGUGCAUUGUCAUUAAUGGCCUUAUCGGAACAGUUCUGUCAGAGUUCCUCUGGCUGUGGGGAUGCUUUCUUACCUCAUCACUGAUAGGCACACUCGCGCUAAGCCUUACAAUACCUCUGUCCAUAAUAGCUGACAUGUGCAUGCAAAAGGUGCAGUUUUCCUGGUUAUUUUUUGCAGGAGCAGUACCUGUAUUUUUUUCUUUUUUCAUUGCAACUCUCUUAUGUCACUAUAACAACUGGGAUCCAGUGAUGGUGGGAAUCAGAAGAAUUUUUGCCUUUAUUUGUAGAAAACAUCGAAUUCAGAGAAUGCCAGAAGAAAGUGAGCAGUGUGAAAGUCUCAUUCCUAUGCAUAGUGUUUCACAAGAUGGAGAGAGUUGCUGUUCAUAGACAAAAGGUAUGCUGUGUAACCUUCAGACAGUACGGAGAGAGUUUAAACAUGGAAUGAUGCCCAGCAAAGAGACAAUCUUCUGGAAAAGUCCUAAGGAAUCAUGCUUCAGUGCCUAUUCUGAAUUUGUAGUAAAACCAAGAAGUUUCAGUUCUUUUGAAACUCUAAACUUUUCCUCUCUCUUGCUUUCAUCUGGUUUUAUAAAUGAACAAAUUUACUACAUGCCUGUCACCAUAGGGAGUCUUAGUCCAUCUGAGCAACCAACCUGCCUUAUAACACUGAGCUGGUGAAGUUACUUGACAAAAUCAAGAACACAAAUGCUGUUAAAUGAUUCCUUUCUUUUUUUAACUCACAAUUUUGUUAAAUGCUGGACAAUAUUAUUUUUAAAAAAUACUUUCAAGUGAGUUAUGUAAAUAAGUUCGCAGGUCAUCAAGGCUUUCAGAUGAAAAGCUAAAUAGAUAUGUUACCUGGAGUAGGUACAAAUUAACUUUUUUAUGUUGUAUAAACUAUUUGCAUAUUAAUAGAAGAAAAUAGAAAAAUAAUUUAUUAAGUGCAUUCUUGUAAUUAUUGAGGCAGGAUCUUUGUACGGUCCUGGAACACUACAUAUAUAUUGUCUUAUGCCAUUUUGAGAAGCCUUGUAAUGGCAACGGGUGCCGAUGUUUAAAAAUCUUUCGUUACCUAACGAUCUGGAGUGUUUAAAUUUUAGUGAAUGGUAAAAUAUCUCUAAUUACAGUACCUUUGGGUGUCCAUUCUCAAAAUCACUGUUUUAAACAGACUGAUUCUGUAACCCAUUCUUACUCCCAUUUAUUUGACAUGAAAACUAAAUCUGAAAAUUUUCACGUUAGAGCUGCCAAGUAAUGAAGGGGAUCAAAUUAAUUGUGGAAGUUUUCAGUCAAUGGGUUGGCACUAAAGUAAUCUCCUAAACAAUCUGAAAGAUGAAGGUGUUUGCAUUGAUUUAUUUUUUUUUAGUUACAUUAAUAAAUUUGUUAUAAAAGUGAUCAUUUUCCUUAACUUGUAUCUUCCUUCCACUGCAGCGCUUCUGUCCUAUUUGAUUCUGAAAAGUUAUGAAUAAUUAUAUUCAGGAAUUUGAAACUAGUCAGUGCCAUUUUCCAACUUCUAACAAAUACAACACUUCAAUUAAAGUUAAUUUUGGCUUUUGAUGGAUUUUUUUAUUUUUAUAGUGAAUGUAGGAUGGAUUUUCAGCCAACAGUAUUCUUUUCCAUGUAACAAGAUUAUUAGCAGCAUAAUUCCACCAUCCUUCCACAUAAAUACAGAAGGAUGAUAAAACAUAAAUGCAUUUUCAUGUUUUGAUACUUGGUAAUGAUCCUUCUGAAAGAAAUGUUGGUGUUUUGGUGAUACAACUACUAGAUGAGAGGGAAUGCAGGAAAGCAAUACGCAUAGCUAUACAUAUAGAAGGAUUGAUUAGCCAGCAGCUACACUUUACUGUAAAAAUCUGGAAGUGGGGGGAACACACACAAACCUGGGGGCUAUUCUCAUCAAACAUUGCAUCUUUAUCAAAUUUUUCCUUCCACUUUUUAAUAUUGGGUUACACUACAAGUCUCAGUGGAACCUCUUUAAGAUGAGAUGGUAAGUGCUUCUUUGGAUGCAUGAAAUAGGAAUGAACAAAACCAAGCAACGAAACCACAAACCCAAAACAAAGAAGCUUAUUAAAUUUAUGGAGGCAUUUUGAGGAACCUUACAUUUCAAUUCCCAAACCCCGUAAGUAGAGGGGUUGAAAAUGCAGCAUGUAGAACUAAUUUUACAUUUCACUUUAGUACAAUUUUCAGGGAUUUUUUGGUAAGUGGAAUUUCCUUGGGUUUUUGUUUUUUUUUAAGGAAUAUUUUUUUUCUUCUAAAUUAGGACAAAUUAGAGGAUAUCAGCUUCUUUCCAAGAAAUAAUGUUAUGGUCUGGUGGCAAUAAAAAGCUGAUGUCUGUUUUCAGCUAAUGAUUGAAUGAGAUCAUACCGAAUAUGUAAUACCAGACAUUAACCACAAAUUUAAAUCAGUUGGGACUUGUGGCAUCAGCAAACUAAGCUUGGGAAAACUGAGUUUGCCUUCAGAUGGGCAAUUACAGUAUUUUUCGUAAAAUAUUCUAAUACUGCCUUUUCAAAUUGGCCAUACUGAUAGAAUUGGAGUUGUAAUGUAUAAUGGGCAAUCACUAUUCAUAUUUGUCCUUAUGGUCAUAGCUGAAAGUGAAAGAUUAGCAUAGUCUCCCAGGAGAAUAUUCUUCUGUCUCUCACCUCAGGAAUGUUGAAGAAUGUUUUUGUUCAUAAACCUCGAAGUUAAGGCCUUUCUACUGUUUUUCUUUUUAAAAAAAAUUAACACUUUUUAAAAUAAAGAUAUUUAAUAUUUUAAUCUCACGGCACUAGGUAGCUUGAGCAGUCUUUUGCAUUAAAUUACAGUUCUUGAAUGAAUAAGAAACAAAGCAAACUGUCCUUCCUGAAAGGAUUUUUAAACAGUGGUGCCCCUGUAGUUACAAGAAAUGUGUUACAAUUUUAAUUACGGAAGCUAUGACAUGUAACAUUGUUCCUGCAUUUAAUAGAAUGAUGAGGUUUUUUUCUAGAAAAUCUUGUGAUUUUUAGUACAAUAAUAUUUUAUAAAUAUAAUGUCUAAUUUGAAAUGUAAAUUGCGUAGCUCUCUAAUGGGUGCUUGGUAAAUGCACAAGAGAUUUAGCUUUGAUUCUCAGGUACCUCUGAUGUAAUGGAGACAUGCUGGGUUUUUCUUCCUCGUGACACAACUGGAAUGUGAAGGAGCUCUCUCCUAAAUGCUUUAGCUCUGUGUGCUAGCAUAAAUUGUCAUUGCUCUUACUGUUUCAAUUUGGGAAUGUCUUUAUUCUGACUGAUUUCUUGUAGGAAGCACAUACACUUAAAAAAAAAAAAAAAAGACUUUUUCUCAAGCAUUUCUUUGAAUGUCAUUAGACACUUAAGGAGCAGUGAUUUCCCAUGCCUACAAAAUGGAAAAUGAAUACUACAUGUGUCGCUCUGUCAAACAGUUGAACUAAUUCCUGUAAUCCUGUGAGACAACCAAUAAUUUCUUCUGUGUUUGAGGUUUUGAAGCUCUCUAGGUUUUAUACAUGGAGGGGAUGAUGAUAAUUUGCCAAAUGCCAUGUAGCACGCCUUUGCUUUUAAGGUUUUGGUGUGCUCUUUCGGUUUUGGUGAGUCUUGCGUAAUCUGAUGUACUGUGUGCUGCGCUCCGGAGUAAAGGGAGGAAAAAGGAUUUCCA